Caenorhabditis remanei is the source of this 858-nucleotide messenger RNA. RefSeq lists its product as uncharacterized. Gene Ontology annotation, biological process: olfactory behavior; G protein-coupled receptor signaling pathway. NCBI's taxonomy places the organism in Eukaryota, Metazoa, Nematoda, Chromadorea, Rhabditida, Rhabditidae. The transcript is spliced from 7 exons. The coding region runs from base 1 to 858 and encodes 285 amino acids. Gene Ontology annotation, molecular function: G protein-coupled olfactory receptor activity. The record is from RefSeq and is a predicted model, not a curated record.
AUGGAUAUCAUUGUUCAGCCGAACAUCCAUACGUACAAAAGUGCAUUUUUCAUGGUCAUGGAUUAUAAGAAUCGUGGGAUUCCGUCAGGGAUGGCUAAGAUUUUGAUAUGUACUAUGUGUGGUUGUUUCGGCACAACAAUCUAUGGAAUCGCGGUUCAUUUCAUCUACAGACUAUUUGCAUUGGAGAGACAAGGCCGUCUCCGAUUCUUCCAGGAAAAGUACCUGAUACUCUGGUUCCUUCUCCCUAUUGCGGGAGGUGCUGCAUGGUUUUCCGUUUGCUUCACACUGUUCUCUAUGGAUCCACUGAAAUCGGAAUAUAUCAGACAAACUACGAAAGAAUUCUUUGAUUUGAAUAUCGACGACGCUGCCUAUGCGGGAGCAGCAUUUUAUCCAUAUGACAGAAAUGGGACUCAGAUUAUCAACAUGAGAAGUUUCUAUGGGUUCGGACUGUUUCUAACUGUCAUGUCAGUCCCAUUUAUGGUUGUGUUGUAUGCCGGUGGGAAGAGUUACAUGAUUAUUAGUGCACUGUUGAAGCAAGGAGAGACGAGAUACGCAAAGAAUUUACAGAUGCAAUUGUAUAAGGCACUGGUGGCACAGACCGUCAUCCCAAUAUUCCUCCUCUUCAUCCCCUUCGGAACCAUUUUCAUCCUUCCCAUCUUCGAAAUAAACUGUCAAUUUCUAUCAGCUCCAAUUACAUUUGUCUAUGCCCUGUACCCGGCAGUCGACCCAUUGCCUAUUCUAUUUUUUGUGGAUUAUUAUCGGAUGGCAAUUACAGAUAUAUUCAACAAAAUCCGGUGUAAAAGUCCAAGAGUUGGAAUAUACGAGGAGGAUCCUUCGAGAAGCAAUGAUCGUAUCUAG